AUGCAUUCAGCUUUAAGACCUAAACCUUCUGUUAAAUUACCUCCAUCACUUAUUCCAUCGACAGUAGAUCAUCUUCCACAUCCAAUACUAAAAAAAUCAUGUCUUAGUCAAAAUAAUGAUCAUCAUCAUCAUCAAAAAUUAAUAAUAAAUGGUACUGAUCAUCAUCAAAUUUCUUCUUCAUCAUCAUCAUUAAAUAAUACAACAAUAAUAGAUAAAUCUAAUUGGUCAUUAGGUUUAAUAAAUUCUAAAGGAAAAUAUUUAACAGCAGAAACUUUUGGUUGUAAAAUCAAUGCUACUGGUACAUCUUUAAAAAGAAAACAAAAAUGGUUGAUUAUCUAUAAUAUUCAAUAUGAUUGUGUAUAUCUUCAAUCACCAUUAAAUCAUUAUUUAUCUACAGAUAAAUAUGGCCGUUUGAAAUGUGAUAUGAAUGAUAUCGAUGAUGAUUGUCGUUUUCAACUUGAAUUUAAUCGAAAUGGCCAAUGGGCAUUUAGAUCGUUAACUUAUGGCAUGUAUCUUGGUGGUGAUAUUGAUCAACUUCAUUGUUUUAGUAAAACACCAGAAUGGUGGUCACCUCACUUAGCUCUUCAUCCACAAAUUAAUUUAAAACAUGUUCUUCGUAAACGUUAUGCAAAAUUAGAUGAAGAUGAAAUUCAUAUUGAUGAAAUUAUUCCAUGGGGUAGUGAUGCUAUACUUGCUGUUGAAUAUCUUCAUGAUCAUUAUUGUAUACGUUCAAGUAAUGGUUUUUAUUUUCAUAAAGAUGGAAAAGUUAUAACAAAACAAACUGAUGAAACAUUAUUUACAAUUGAACUUCAUAAAGGAUAUAUAACAUUUAAAGAUUGUGAUCAAUGUUAUUUAACAGCUAUUGGUCCAUUAGGAAUAAUGACAACAAGAAAUAAAAUAGCUGGCAAAGAUGAACAAUUUCUAUUAGAAGAAAGUAAAUUACAAAUAUGUUUAGUUGCACCAAAUGGAAAACUUGUUUCAAUAAAACAAGGUAUUGCUCUAUCAGCUAAUCAACAUCAACGUGAUCAUAGUAGUAUAUUUCAACUUGAAUAUGAUGAAGAUUUUCAAGCUUAUCAUUUACGAACAUACGAUAAUAAAUAUUGGAAAAUUGAAGGUCUUGGUAUUCAAGCUACAGCUGAUAAAAAAUCAAUUGAAACAAGUUUUCAUAUUCAAUCAGUAGGUCAUGGUUAUGUUACAUUUCAAACAUCAAAUGGAAAAUUUAUUGUUCCACAUGCAACAGGAACUAUGCGUAUUGUAACAGAUCAAAUAAGUUCAAAUGAUGCAUAUUUUUCAAUAAAAUUUAUUAAUCGUCCAUUUUGUGUAUUUAAAUGUGAUUUUGGUCAUGUUGGUUAUCGAAAUAAACAAUCACGUAUACUUGAAUGUAAUAAAUCUUUAUUUACAUUAUUUACAUUAGAAGAACCAGAUAUUGAAACACAUUGUGAAGGAAUUGUUUAUCUUAAAAGUUCUGAUGGACUUUAUUGGGAAAUUUUAAAUGAUUUAUAUGUUAGUGUUAGUAGUUGUGAACCAUCAAAAUUUGCAUUAGAAUUAUGUUCAUCAUAUUCUCGUGUCGUUAUAAAAGCACCAAAUGGAAUGUAUUUACGAGCUGAACAAAAUGGAAGUAUACAAGCAACGUGUCAAAAUAGUCGACAAGCAACACAAUGGGAAUUUUAG
Molecule: messenger RNA, 1671 nt
Organism: Adineta steineri
Lineage: Eukaryota; Metazoa; Rotifera; Eurotatoria; Adinetida; Adinetidae
Source: the annotation of a GenBank genome assembly